AUGGCGAAAAUAUUUGAUGCUGCCGAACUGGCGAAACACAACAAACCAGAUGACUGCUGGGUAUGUCUCUACGGCGAUGUCUGGGACGUGACGGAAUUCCUGCCCAGCCAUCCCGGAGGUUCUUCAAUCAUAUUAAAACUGGCCGGCCGUGACGCAACAGAAGAAUACGAUCCUAUCCAUCCUCAAGGGACAUUAGAAUCGAAUCUGAAGCCGGAAGCCAAGCUGGGGAAGAUUGAUCCGGACACACUACCGAAGCCCGAAGCAGACAAUGCCCAGAAGGAUCAAGACGAGGAGGGCCCGCCGGAGAUGCGGAGUCUAUUGAAUCUGGAUGAGAUUGAGGAGGUUGCCACAAAGCAGAUCUCGAAGAAGUGCUGGGCAUACUAUUAUUCAGCGGGCGAUGAUCUCAUCUCGAAGAGGCUCAACAAUGAGGUUUAUAAACAGAUUCUAUUGCGGCCACGCGUGUUUGUCGAUUGUACGAAGUGCGAUCUGACCACGAGUUUAGUGGGACACAAUGUUGGGAUGCCAUUAUUUGUAGCCCCUGCUGCAAUGGCGAGGCUGGCACAUCCUGAUGGAGAACUUGGAAUCGCGCAGGGCAUCAGCCAAUUCGGAGCCAUGCAAAUUAUCUCUAAUAACGCAUCUAUGACCCCGGAGCAAAUAGUGGAGGGAUCCUUGCCCGGUCAGAUAUUUGGAUGGCAGUUAUAUGUGCAGAACGAGAGAAAGAAGAGUGAAGAUAUGCUGGUCCGAAUCAACAACAUGCCUGAUAAAUACAAGUUUAUUUGCUUAACUCUAGACGCACCGGUCCCUGGGAAGAGAGAGCAUGAUGAGAAAUCUCAAGAUUUAGGUGCUAAACUACCUGUCACGUCAGCGGUGAAGAGUGGCGAGUCUCGACCGGGCGGCGGUGGAGUUGGCCAGCAAUUGUUCUGGGGGACAGCUGCUGAUUUGACGUGGAAGAACACGCUCCCUUGGCUAGCCAAACACACUUCGUUACCCAUCGUCUUGAAGGGUAUUCAGACGCAUGAGGAUGCCUAUUUGGCCGCGCAGUAUGCUCCCCAAGUCAAGGCGAUCAUCUUAUCAAACCAUGGAGGUCGCGCUCUUGAUACUGCCCCGCCUGCUAUUCAUACCUUGCUAGAGAUCAGGAAAUAUUGCCCCGAGGUUCUCAGCCUAGUUGAGGUCUGGGUUGAUGGUGGCAUUAAAAGAGGCACUGAUGUCGUCAAGGCAUUAUGCUUAGGUGCUAAGGCUGUAGGUGUCGGGCGUGCUGCAUUGUUCGGGCUAGGAGCUGGCGGUACAGAGGGCGUCAACAGGACCUUUGAAAUUCUGGAAGCAGAAAUGAAGACUUGCAUGAGACUUCUCGGUGUGGAGAAAGUCAGCGACCUACGCCCGAAACAUAUUAAUUCUCGUGCUGUGGAGCGUGAUAUUUAUGAUGGCGAAGCCGGGCUAGAGAAGCUCGGUCUCUGGGUGAAGGCCCGCUUAUAA
Messenger RNA from Venustampulla echinocandica, 1473 nucleotides. RefSeq lists its product as uncharacterized. Gene Ontology annotation, molecular function: heme binding; oxidoreductase activity. Bases 1 to 1473 code for a protein of 490 amino acids. The transcript has 4 exons. Lineage: Eukaryota; Fungi; Ascomycota; Leotiomycetes; Helotiales; Pleuroascaceae. The record is from RefSeq and is a predicted model, not a curated record.